Molecule: messenger RNA, 1005 nt
Organism: Oldenlandia corymbosa var. corymbosa
Lineage: Eukaryota; Viridiplantae; Streptophyta; Magnoliopsida; Gentianales; Rubiaceae
Source: the annotation of a GenBank genome assembly
AUGGAGAGACCUUGGCGUCAAAGGGGGUUGGUGGGGGAGGAGAAGAUCCAGGCCAAAACUUUUCAGUUCAUCUUCGCCAAAUCUGAAGACAGAGAGGCCAUUUUGAGACAACGACCAUGGUCGUUUGACAGCCACUUCUUGGUGCUGCAAAAGAGGGAAGAGGAGAUGGAUUAUGAAGCGGAGACCUUCAAUUUCACUCCCAUUUGGGUGCAAAUUUGGAACAUACCUAGGCACUGGGUGUUUCGUGAAAUGGGUCUAGAUCUGAGAGAGUUUAUUGAUGAAGUAAAAGAUGCAAUAGUCCCAGAUAUUAGUGACAAAAAAUAUGGGGCGGGGAUAAGCAGGGAGAAUAAGGAAAUUCCUAUAGGGCAUGUUGUAGUAGAAAAAGGUGGAUAUAGUGGGGUAAACAAAAUGAGGCAAGAGGAGAAGGAGAAGGUUUCAACUGGGAAAAUGAUUGUGGGGAAUGAGGAAAAGAUUAGGGAUGAUGAUAUCUUAGAGAGUGAGCUUUGUGGUAAGGAUCCUUUUCUAGAGGACGUCAAAACUGGAGCAGACUUGAUGUUGAAAAUGUAUAAAACUGGAACGAUCCCAAAGAAGGUGUACGAAGAAUUUAUGCGCCCAAAACCAGAGUUGAGUAGACAUGUAAGGAGAAGCCCUUUUGAUGAUGUAAUGAAUAGAAUGUGGAAUAAGAGUGAAUUGGAAAACAAGUUGGGAAGUGAAAAGAAUAAAGGGGCAACAGUGCUACCGGAAAAGGGUCAGAAAAAAAGUCAACGGAAGAAGAGAGCUAGAGGGGGGGUGGAAAAUCAGGUGUUUGAUGGGGAAUCUCGAGAUGAAACAAUGGUAGAUGGAUUGGAUAAAAGGGACAAAUUGAUGAUGGAAGGAAUGUUAGAGAUGCAACAGGAAGGGUGCAAAAAGAUAAAACAGAAUGAGGUGGAACUAACAGAAGGGGGUCUCAGUUCUAGCAGCAAUGUCAACACUCAAGUGAUGGAAGCCAGCCUCAAAUGGCCCUGA